AUGCUGCCGUGUGCCUCCUGCCGCGACCUUCCCUGCUCCCACCGUCUCUACCCCGUCCCGGGUAUCAACCCAGCUCUGCAAGUUCAGAUCUACCGUCUUCAAUCUUGCGACUCGUGCACGGCUAUCGGCUCUCUCUGUUCGAAUGCUGAGCAGCUAGUGUACUUCGACUGUAGCGACACGGACUGCGGGAUCCGUUCGAAUGCAGAUGGAGGCAUUCGCGGAGGAAGGAUGGGAGGAAGAGGUGCGUUGAGGUACCUCCUCAAUCCCAGUUUGAACGAUGAGAGACAGAGACUGGAGUGGGAAUUUACGCCGACGAGAGUGACACUGGGCGAGUGUGGGUCCGAGAAGGAACUUCCCAGCCUGCCGUCCCCUAGGUCGAGCAGCAUCGGCGGGAGCAGUGCUUACAGGCGGUCGUUAUGCGUUUCCCCCACGGCACUCGACACGAUAUUCGAGGAUGACGAAAUCGAUGACCCGUGCAAGAGUGAACUGCCCACUGAGCUCGAGACGCCAGUGGAAGACCCAACAUCGGGUCACCACACUGAACAACCGCCGCCGCUCGAACCAUCCGAGGAAAACAGCAACACGAAACCCAGUACACCAGUCGACACUAAGAUCCCCGGCUCACCACCCCCUAGUCCUCCGCACACUCCGAAGUCGCCUACUCCUCUCUCACCAGACCCUCGCCCACCAACACCGACCUCACCCCUCAUCCCCGAUUCACCGCGCAGCCCUUUUGCCCGCCCCAGCAUUGUUCCCUCCGUGCACCCACCCGGAUCGCCAUGUUCCUUCAUCUCUGACACCAGCGAUACCUCCACCUCGUCCGACGUCGCCGUGACAGGGCACGAGUCCCACGCGGGACAUUCGGCUUCCUCAUCCUCCCCGCCUUCCUCACCGCCAUCACCCUCUCCAUCUCCACCACAUGGAGGACCGGCGAGACAGGGGAAGCUCAGCCGCAGGAUGUCCGGUUACUCCGCCGAGAUGCUCGUGCCUCAGCCCUUUCACCCGCAUAAGAGCGUGGCUGAAGUGGAGGCGCAAAUUGAAGGGGCUACUCGACUCGGAGCGUUGAUCAAGGCAGUCGAGGAGUGGAAGCAGGCUGCGGUGAGAGUCAAGGCAGGGUUAGAGACAGGAGACGGAAACGAGGUCGAGAGGUUCAGGAUGGAGGCUCUGUGGCAAGAGAUCGAACGAUGUCGCGAGCGUGUCUAA
This is a messenger RNA of Trichosporon asahii var. asahii CBS 2479, 1203 nucleotides long. RefSeq lists its product as uncharacterized. The record is from RefSeq and is a predicted model, not a curated record. The transcript has 2 exons. Bases 1 to 1203 code for a protein of 400 amino acids. Lineage: Eukaryota; Fungi; Basidiomycota; Tremellomycetes; Trichosporonales; Trichosporonaceae.